Molecule: messenger RNA, 729 nt
Organism: Lathyrus oleraceus (garden pea)
Lineage: Eukaryota; Viridiplantae; Streptophyta; Magnoliopsida; Fabales; Fabaceae
Exons: 3
Coding region: 121-714 (197 amino acids)
Source: RefSeq, a predicted model, not a curated record
CUGGAAAAAAUUCCACAGAGUACCUGGAAAUCUCAACGAUAAACACUGCAAAUUUGAAAGAGACUGCAUUCGAAAGAGAAGGAUUCAAUACCUGGAAAUCUCAUUGCGUUUUAAGGUUAAAUGGCUAGUGAUCAAGAAAACUCACAAGAUGCAAAUGCUCCUGAUGAUACUUCAGAAAAAGAAAUUACACGAGGCAUCACUAUUAUGAAGAGUAUCAUUCGUGAUAGAGAUAAAGCAGUAACAUAUAAUGUAAAUUGGAAUGCUGAUAACCAACUAAUUGGGUCUAAUGCUGCAAAGUUGGCAAGCUACAUUGGUACACUUGUUCGUAUGCACAUUCCAAUCACUGCUACAAGAUGGAGUAAUAAAGAGUUGGGUAGCGCUAAAGAUAAGAUUUGGACUGAGAUACUGAGGUCUUUUAACAUUGAAGAUACAACUAUCCGAAAAAAGUAUAUACUUCAAUUGGCCGGAAAAAGACACAGAGGGUGGAGAACGUUUUUAACAAACAAGUAUCUUAAGGACAAAGAAAUUUUUUUUGUUGAAUAUGAUCCGGAAUAUCCAGUGAAGUAUGCGAUCUUCAUUACAGAAGAAGAAUGGGUUGCUUUUGUAGCCCAAAGAAGAGACGAAAAUUUCAAGAAAGUGAGUGCCACAAAUCGCGAGAGAGCGUCAAAUCCCACGUAUGCAUACAAAAAGGGCGUUUGGGAUAUGCACGCUUAGAGGAAAAAAUUGUAA